AGUGCAUUGGUUCCGACCAUGAGUAUUUAAAAGCCCCGUUUCUUCCUGAGUCCUGCCUCGCACACUAUUGUUGCAUCAGCACCCAGUAGCUUCGCGCCGUAGAAAUGUCGAUCACAGGAGAACAAGCCUUUGAGUAUGGCUUCUUGCUCCAAAUAAAAGAGGAUGCUGCACUGGCAGCAGCACUGAAUGACUACCUAACAACUCGCAGCUACCUGGCUGGUUUCAGCCCUUCUCAGGCUGACCAGCAGGCAUUUAAGCUUCUCCACAGGCCCCCAGACCCACAACAUGUCCACGCUCUGCGUUGGUACAGACACAUAACAUGCCUCCAGCAAGACCUGAGCCCAGACAGCAGCAGGAAAGGAAAGAGGGUACAGCCUCAGUGGUCUCCACCAGCUGGAACAGAUGUUCCCCAACUCCGACUCUAUAAUAGUCUCACCAGAGCAAAGGAACGCUUUGUUCCUCAGAAUGGAAACAAGGUCACAUGGUACAGCUGUGGUCCAACAGUGUACGAUGCCUCCCACAUGGGACAUGCCAGAUCAUACAUCUCUUUUGAUAUUCUGCGAAGAGUACUGAAGGACUACUUCAAGUAUGAUGUUUUUUACUGCAUGAACAUCACAGACAUCGAUGACAAAAUAAUUAAAAGGGCACGUCAGAACUACCUAAUGGACCAGUACAAGGAGAAGCAACCACAAGCUGCUCAAAUACUGAAGGAUGUGAUGACUGCCCGAGUGCCCUUUAAGGCUCGCUUGGCCUCAACUACUGACGCAGAUAAAAAACAGAUGCUUGAAAGGCUUGAUGCUGCCAUCACCAGUGCUCUGCAGCCUCUGCAGGCAGCAUUGGAGAGUAAAGCUGCAGAUGACAUCGUGCAACCUCUGGCCCAGGCACUGCUGGCAAAUUCCAAGGACAUGCUGUCUGACUGGCUGGACGGUCAGUUUGGAAGUGAAGUCACAGACAACUCAAUCUUUGCAAUUCUGCCUACAUUUUGGGAGGGAGAGUACCAUAAAGACAUGGACGCCUUGAAUGUUCUUCCUCCUGAUGUCCUUACCCGUGUCAGUGAAUAUGUACCAGAAAUUGUGGAGUUUGUGAAGAAGAUUGUCACAAAUGGCUAUGGGUAUGAAUCGAAUAGCUCUGUUUACUUUAACACUGCAAAGUUUGAUGCCUGUCCAAAACACUCGUAUGCCAAACUUGUGCCAGAGGCAGUUGGAGAUCAGAAGGCUUUACAAGAGGGAGAAGGUGACCUCAGCAUUUCUGCCGACCAGUUAAGUGAGAAAAAAUCACCCAAUGAUUUUGCCUUGUGGAGGCAUCUAAGCGGAGAGCCUUCAUGGGACUCUCCUUGGGGAAAAGGAAGGCCUGGCUGGCAUAUUGAGUGCUCGGCCAUGGCCGGCUCCAUCUUGGGGGAGUCGAUGGAUAUUCAUGGUGGUGGGUUUGAUCUCAGAUUCCCCCAUCAUGACAAUGAGCUGGCUCAGUCUGAGGCUUUCUUUGAGAACGAUCAUUGGGUCCGUUACUUCUUACACACUGGUCACCUGACAAUUGCAGGAUGCAAGAUGUCCAAAUCUUUGAAGAAUUUUAUUACCAUUAAGGAAGCCUUGGCAAAAAAUACAGCCCGCCAGCUCCGUCUUGCUUUCUUGAUGCAUUCGUGGAAAGAUACCUUGGAUUACUCCCCCAACACUAUGGAGUUAGUUGUCCAGUAUGAGAAGUUCCUGAAUGAGUUUUUCUUGAAUGUGAAGGACAUUCUGCGUGCACCUACUGACAUCACAGGGCAGUUUGAAAAGUGGGAUGUAGCAGAGGUGGCACUUAACAAAAGUUUUUACGACAAGAAGGCGGCCAUCCACGUGGCUCUGUGUGACAACAUUGACACCCGCACAGCCAUGGAGGAGAUGAGGCAGCUGGUUAAUCAGAGCAACAGCUACAUCGCCAGCAAGAAAGGUGCUAAGCUGAGACCCAACCGCAUGCUGAUGGAAAGUAUUGCCGUGUAUCUCACCAAAAUGCUCAAGAUAUUUGGUGCAAUUGAAGGUUCAGAGCCCAUUGGUUUCCCAGUUGGAGGACAAGAACAGAGCGUUGACCUGGAGAGCACAGUGAUGCCUUACCUUUCAGUUCUGUCUACUUUCCGAGAGCAAGUACGAACAAUUGCCAGACAGCAGAAUGUCAUGGAGUUGCUGGUGCUUUGUGACGAUGUCCGUGAUGUUACAUUACCGGAGCUGGGUGUCCGACUCGAAGAUCAUGAAGGACUGCCAACUGUGGUGAAACUGGUGGACAAGGAGAUUUUGUUGAAGGAACGCAAUGAAAAGAUCAAGAUGGAGGAAGAGAAGCAGAGGAAAAAAGAGGAGGCUGCCAGGAAGAAAGAAGAACAAGAGAUGGCUAAGCUUGCUAAAAUGAAGAUUCCUCCAUUUGAGAUGUUCCUUGCAGACACAGACAAAUAUUCCAAAUUUGAUGAAAUGGGUUUUCCCACGCAUGAUGCUGAAGGGAAGGAACUCAGCAAAGGACAAGAAAAGAAACUGCGCAAGCUUUAUGAAAAUCAACAAAAGAUACAUAAAGAGUAUCUUUUGAGCAUGGGCGUGCAGUCAGGGGAGGCAAAAAUAAACUAAAUAAAAUUAUUUUCAGAAAGUUCA
This is a messenger RNA of Syngnathus acus (greater pipefish), 2609 nucleotides long. It is a transcript of the gene cars1, whose product is annotated as cysteinyl-tRNA synthetase 1. Gene Ontology annotation, cellular component: cytoplasm. Gene Ontology annotation, molecular function: cysteine-tRNA ligase activity; ATP binding. Gene Ontology annotation, biological process: cysteinyl-tRNA aminoacylation. Lineage: Eukaryota; Metazoa; Chordata; Actinopteri; Syngnathiformes; Syngnathidae. The record is from RefSeq and is a predicted model, not a curated record.